Molecule: messenger RNA, 2007 nt
Organism: Varanus komodoensis (Komodo dragon)
Lineage: Eukaryota; Metazoa; Chordata; Lepidosauria; Squamata; Varanidae
Gene: LRRC75B
Product: leucine rich repeat containing 75B
Exons: 4
Coding region: 1-1071 (356 amino acids)
Source: RefSeq, a predicted model, not a curated record
AUGGGCUCCCGGCUUAGCCGGCAGAGUAGCCUCCCCGAGGAGGAGGCGACGCGCACCCCCCGCCGCGGCAGCCGCUGUCCGGGCAGGUCGGAACUGCCGCCGCCGCCGCGGCGCCGGAGCCCUGACUUCCAGCUUGCCUCGCUCGUGCUCAGCUCCGAGAAGCUGCCCGGGCUGCUGCGGAGGAGCCGUCCCGCGCCCUACGUGAGGCGGGUGGGCUGGAUCCGCGAGAUCCAGGCGACGCUGCGUAACCGCCAGCGGGAGCGCGCCGUCCAGCUCCUGCGGCUCCUGCGGAAGGACCUUGGCUUGGAAGGGACAUUCCUCAAUGAAGUCCUCUACAAGAAUGCGGCCUUCCUGAACCUUGUGGAUCCGAUCUCUCAUGAUCUGUUGAUGAGCCUCGCCAGGGACCUGCAAUGCCCCAAAAAGGAAUAUGACCCUUGGAAAUCCUCAGAUCGGAUCUGCCGGCAGCUGAUCUACCACCUGACACCUCACUCAAAAUGGAACCGGCAUGGGCCACCCCGUCGGAGAUCGCAGGGAAGCUUGAAGACUAACUUAAAGAAGCUGAGCCAAGAUGCUGUUGAUCUGUCAGGCAUUCCCCUGUCUAUGCGGGACGUUCACCGUAUGACUUAUUACCUGCAGAACAAUGGUGAGCACCUGAACACUGUGGACCUGAGCUUCACUGACCUGACUGAUGACAUGAUGCGCCUCUUGCUGCCUUUCCUGGGGUCCCUGCCCAGCCUCACCCACCUGUCCCUCAAUGGGAAUCGCCUGACCCGGGCCACUGUGAAGGAGCUCACGGACAUCAUGAAGGACACGCGCAAGUUCCCCUCCCUGGCCUGGAUCGACCUUGGUAAUAACGUGGACAUCUCCUCCAUGCCACAGCCCUUGCUGGUCGGCUUGCGGAAGCGCCUCAGCCAGCAGACCACACUGCCUACCAUCUAUGAAUCCCUGGACUGUGACUCUGAGCUGGACACCAGCCAAUGUGAGGAGGCGGCGGCACUGCGAGGGGAAGGGUCGAUGUCAGAGGCAGAGGACCCCUCCUGCAGCUUCGCCCAGGAGUCCUGCGGAAGGUGACGGGCCCUCUGUUUCGUCUGCCAGACAGAAGCCAUGGCUGUGCCAGCAAUAGGGGUGCAACUCUCUCUCCACGAGUUCCCUUAGGUACUUCUGACUUUAUCCACAAUCCUGACUGGCUUGACAUAAUUCCAUCAAGUCCAUGGCUGCCCCGCUGUCCACUCCAUCCUAACCAGUCUUCACUCACACAUUUCAAAAUAGGGACUAGGCACUUACCAUGAAAACAGGAAACCUUGCCCCAGGGAAAGGAAACUGACUGGGAGAUGCCAGGGAAGCUGUGGAACUCGGAAUAAUUGGUAUGAGCUGUUGGGACAGAGCUGCUGCCGCUGCCACACUUUCCUCCCCUCCAGCUGUAAAUAUUGGGAUGGUGCAGCCCCAAGUGGCCAGGAGGGAGCUGCUGUACGGGCCAGGCAAGGGCUGCCUGAAUGCCUCAGGGGCAGCCAUCAGGCAAUACACCAUCAGUCUUCAGUGCCCGGCUCGCCUCCCUCGUUUUCCCCCCUCUCCAGACAAAGGGAGAGGGAAUGGAACGUUCCACAGCAUGUGUAAGCCAAGAACACAUGACUGGACUGCAGUGUCAGGAUAGUCCAAGACUAGGCAUGUCAACAUUGAGGUGGUGGCGUUUAUGGGGCUUGAGGGUGAAGACGGGAGGCUUGUACAGAGUAACAUAAACCAUUUGAUUGCCCCCAUUUUUGGACAAAAACUGCUGGAGCUUCUCUGCUCCUCAUUGGGCUGUUCCGUAUAGAGGCUCAAGCGUGUUAUGUAUUAAGAGCACUGCUGCGCCGCUUGUUGUCUAGUUGAGAUUGCUUGAUGACUGUGAUGCCAGUAAGUCCACACUUGUGAGACAAGUGAGGAAACUAGUAGUGUUGUGAAACCUGUGUCUGCAUCCUCAGCAUUGCUCAUUGCUGUGUAAGCUCAGUAAUAAUAAAUGGACUUCAUGGA